GUUCCUCCAAGUUGUCAGACAGUCACAUCUUGCUCCACCUUGUCCAGUUCUCAAUCAUGGCUCACCCUCUCGUGUGGCCUGGAAGAUACUACUUCUAUCCCAUUGGAAAUACACCCUCUGUCUGUCUUACGAGAGAUAUGCCUCCUGAAGAGGAUGCUCAUAUUCUGCUUCUUGGAUGCGGCGAUCCGCGCAAUGUACUGUACACGGUCUAUAACGAGCCGUCAAACAGCAUCAGAGCUCUCGACUUUACGUGCUGUGACAUCGAACCAGCGAUUCUUGCGCGCAAUGUCCUAUUGCUCACAAUGAUUGCCGAUAAGGAGCUCCCUCAAACUGUCAUAUGGGACACCUUCUUCCACUUCCACCUCGACAAAAACUCAUUGUCAGCACUGACUGUGCAGUGCCAAAAGCUCAUCGAGCUUUCUGCCACUCUCCGCGAAUGGAAUGAGUCCGCAUAUGGACAAUUCGUUCGGAUGUCUACGGAGUACACAUUGGUGGAACUACGGCGCCAUUGGUCUCUUUACGUCGACAUGCAACACCUGCCGCGUCCCAAACUCGACGAGUUACGCGAGGGGUUCCGGAAGAUGUCGAAGUCUACCUUGGAUAAGUUUAGUGUCAAUGCCAGCUCCGCGCGCUCUGCUGGUCCGCUCAUGUUGGCGGCAGUGGAGACCUCUUCGGAUCUGUUCAGGCAAUUCUGGAAGACUGGUGUUACCUACACCGAUCCGAAAAAGAUCUCAGCUGCAACGUCGCUCAAUCCCACAUUCUUCCAUUCCCUCGCAGGUCAGAACUGUUCCAUCCAUUACGGCAUUGACCCGAUGGUUCCUUUCCACCUCGCCGAAGUCUAUGGGAAUACCAGACGCAAGCCGUCCGCUGCGGACGUUGUGAAGGCUGCGAAAGCCGAGUUCGAGAAAUGGUGCUCGGCUUUUGCAGCGCUCCUGUCCCCUACGUCUAGCAAAAGGGUGGUUGUCCGCAUGAUCUGCGGAGAUUGCAUGGCUAUAUGUCAGGCGCUCAGGACGUUCGCGUUCACCGAAUCUCUGAGCCCUAAUAUCCCUGUUGCGCAAUGGAAGGCACAGGUCAUUCAUCUCGAAAAAGAGGAGUACAUCUCGAAGCGCGCACCGGCGUUGUUCAACGUCAUCGACACAUCCAAUCUUAUCGAUCAUAUUGGUCUUUUGAACAUCCUCAUCGCUGCAGUACCUAUCCUAUCGCCAUCAACGCCUUCUAGCGUUCUCUACACGGAAUCUCUGCUGUUCCGAGGGGAGGACGCUACGAAAGAGUUCAUGGAGUUGCUUUACGCAGACCUCACGGCAAUUGGCCUCUUAUUCGGAGUAUGCCCCAUCGAUUACCUAUCAGGAUUCACGUCGCGAUCGAAUUCGCAUGAAUUGAUGCUACAUAUGGCGACCAAGAGAAAGUCGAAUCAGUUCCAUCAAGUGACAACAUGGAAAGCUCCGGUCUCCGGUGACGCACUUUUGGCUCGUUCUGGAAGGCAUGCGGCAUCUCCGUCCUGUGACUCGUUGCAAUUGGGAACAUUCCUUUAUGACAUGUACCAUGAAAUAUUUCAGCAGGAGGACGCCAUGAAUUUCUGGCGCUUGAACCAAGGAAAUUUGACGAGGGCCUUUGCUUCCUCCAAUAUUCUUCACUACUCUCGGGAGAGCUUCGUUCUACUUCUGAAGCUCGUUAGGGAUCGACUUAGAAUCCCAGAGGAGAAUUGGUUGGAGGUCAUGGAUCGCUUCUUCGACCUUCAGGAUGCCGAUCAAAGUGCUCCCAUGGACCGCAAUAACAUGCAGGAGUUUUGCGCUCAGCUGCAUCGCCAUAGUGUGUACACAGCGCCGCACAUGAAGCCGACACCGCCUAAGACCGGCAUUUUCUCCUCUUGGGACUCUGUGCCCACGCUUGUGCGCAUCAUCCUCAUUGUUCCACGCGAAAAGCUGUCGAUACUUGAAGAGUCCGCAGAACAGAUUGGCACGCCUAUCUUAAAUUGCGACAUCAGAGGGAAAUGGUCGCACAACAUCUAUUCCUCCGUUCACGUCGCAUACGGGACAGUAAUCAGGAUGGGGACAGGUUCCGGUACCUGGGCCGUAUUUACGGAGGAUAGCGCUGGGGCUCGUGGAUCUUCGUCCCUUGUGGCAUCUUUCACUAUGUCGAGCUGUCUUCUCACCGACAUCGAACCUAUGGAGAAUUUUCUAAUCCGCCUUUCGGUUCGGAGCACGCCCGCUUCCGCCGUGUUGGUUUCGAAACUUGGCUUGGAACUUACCCUCUUCCAUGCUAGGCUCAUGGACCAAUCUGCAGUGAUCGUGCUGCCUGAACGGCCAUUGCCUACCCGUGCGUUAUUGCAUCGCGAGCCCGCGGAUGACUCCCAUCUACAAGUUCAAAUCGGACCGUGUACAAACCUUCAAGUGACAUUUGACGAGCAAUGCGAGCUUGUGACAUCCCUGACAUCCAGGAUCUCCGUCGACGAUGAGGAAGUUCGGAAAAGUUUCAAAAAUGGCGCCACACCGUCCAUUAUCCAGCUUUCGCCUUGCACUAUGCGCCUAGGGAUAGGCAAGGGUAUUCAAGAUGUCGCGUUCCCGUUUCCAGUUAUAGGAAGCCAGAAUAAGCUGCGCUUGGCUAGGACAUCUAUGUAUGUGGAAGUUGUCGUCCCUCCAUAUAGCCCAUUGAAACCCGAUGGCAUGAAACUGAAUCCAUGGCCGGUCACUGUUAGCAGAGGCAUUCUUGGUCUUUACAGUAUUCAUCGUCUAAAUCUGGCCCGGAUGCCCGUUCUCGAUAUCAAGGCCUUCAAGCUAGAUCAAUGGCUUAACUCACACCUCGGAUCCCAGAUGUCCUCUCGAGAACGUUCUCUUCGAAAGAAGCACGAGGAGGACACCUUGAUGUACAUCAAAGAUUCCCUUCAUUCCAUCUUCGUUCGCUCAGCUGGAAUACAGGGAGGCCCUGCCGGCAGACUGUUUGCACUGCGCGACAACGCAACAAACAAUUGCGACACUGUUCUUUUCGUCAGCGAUCUACGAUAUGACCUUCACUGCCAUACCGUCAUCUGCGAUGCGUUCGUUCUACCGCUCACACACGACUUGCUGUUCACGAUUGAAAAAUCGUUCGCGAAGCUGGUUCACGAAGGACAGAUGAACAACAUUACUGUGUACGGCAAUGAGAUGGCCGCCUGGAAGCAGCUGUUGCCCGUGCUCGUUGAACGAUGCAGGUUGUCUUGGACACAUGGCACCAAUUGUGAGUAUAAAUCCGAGGGGAGAAUACCACGGUGCGAAGACAUGGAGAAGAAUCCUCUGUGCACUUGCGGACAGGGCCAAGACACGGAGCCCAUGAAACGGAACAAGUUGUGGAGCCCAGUGGCUCCUUACGUCACGCGGGUCGCGCUGUCGCCUCUCUUCGUGGUAUCCUAUUUGGAAACUAUUGGACGAGAUCCUGCAGCACAUAAAUGUUUCGUCUGUCGUGGAAAGGGCAAGCCAAAACUGUUGGCGUGCACGGGAUGCCUGAAAGUUCGAUAUUGUUCACGGGAUUGUCAGAAGAAGCACUGGAAGGUGCAUAAACUGCAAUGUAAGCGGUAACUGACUCUCAGCAGACUGACGUUGUGCAGCCGUUCUUGUGAUAAAUGCUCUCGGGACGAUAUAUUUUGUGUCUCGUGACAUAUAAAUUCAUGAAACAUUGAUGUGGAAU
Molecule: messenger RNA, 3660 nt
Organism: Laetiporus sulphureus 93-53
Lineage: Eukaryota; Fungi; Basidiomycota; Agaricomycetes; Polyporales; Laetiporaceae
Exons: 4
Coding region: 57-3551 (1164 amino acids)
Biological process (GO): regulation of transcription by RNA polymerase II
Cellular component (GO): nucleus
Molecular function (GO): DNA-binding transcription factor activity, RNA polymerase II-specific
Source: RefSeq, a predicted model, not a curated record